AUGAAGUUAUUAAAAAUUCCAUAUUUUUUUCAAUACGGAUUAAAAUUAUUAGUUAGAAAUAUAUCGACCGGAAUUGAACCGGUUAAAACGGCUCUUUACGAUUUCCACGUUGAAAACAAUGGGAAAAUGGUGGAUUUUGCCGGUUUUCUUUUACCCGUACAAUAUGGUAGCGAUAGCAUAACAUCAUCUCAUUUACACACGAGAAAAAAUUGUUCCAUAUUUGAUGUGUCGCACAUGCUUCAAACUAAAAUCCACGGAAAAGAUAGAAUCGAAUUAAUUGAAAGAAUCACGACGGCGGAUGUUGGUGGAUUACCGGAAAAUAAGGGAAGUUUGACGGUAUUCACUGAUAAAGUUACCGGAGGGAUUUUAGAUGAUCUUAUCGUAACUAAAACCGGUGACGGUUAUUUGUACGUCGUGUCAAAUGCUGGAAGAAGAGAUCACGAUAAAGAUUUGAUGCUGAGAACGGAAAAAGAAAUGAAAAGUGAAAAUAAAAAUGUCGACGUUGAAUUUUUACACUUACACGAAUGGUCUCUAAUUGCCGUUCAAGGACCAGAAACUCCUGCCGUACUUCAGCCAUUAUGUGACGUACCAUUAGACAAAUUAUUUUUCAUGGAAUCAACGUUGGCAACAGUUGCAAACGUACCUGGAUGUAGAGUAACGAGAUGCGGUUAUACAGGAGAAGAUGGAGUUGAAAUAUCUGUACCAUCUGAUAAAAUAGUAAACGUGACUCGAGAACUUUUAAAAUCUAAAACAGGAAAUGUUAAAUUAGCCGGAUUGGGCGUAAGAGAUUCUUUAAGACUCGAAGCUGGUCUUUGUUUGUACGGUAACGACAUAGACACAUCGGUCACACCGGUAGAAGCUACCUUGGCAUGGUUGGUAUCUAAAAAAAGGAGAGAAAGAAAAGAUUUUCCAGGUUGGGAAAUUAUAUUAAAACAAUUAAAAGAAGGAACAUUGAAAAAAAGAAUAGGAUUAAAAUCAACUAAGGGUCCCCCACCGAGACACGAUUGCAUAAUUGAAAAUGAUUCUGGUAAUCCAAUUGGUAAAAUAACAAGCGGUUGUCCAUCACCAAGCAUAGGUGGAUCCGUUUCAAUGGGAUACGUUGAAAAAAAAUAUUCUAAAAAUGGCACUCAAGUUUUUGUUAAAAUAAGAGGAAAACAAUAUCCGGCAACGGUUACAAAAAUGCCAUUUAUACCAUCUAAUUAUUAUAACCGUUAA
Pediculus humanus corporis (human body louse) is the source of this 1215-nucleotide messenger RNA. Its product is annotated as aminomethyltransferase,putative. The transcript is spliced from 4 exons. Bases 1 to 1215 code for a protein of 404 amino acids. Gene Ontology annotation, biological process: glycine catabolic process. The record is from RefSeq and is a predicted model, not a curated record. Gene Ontology annotation, cellular component: mitochondrion. Lineage: Eukaryota; Metazoa; Arthropoda; Insecta; Psocodea; Pediculidae. Gene Ontology annotation, molecular function: protein binding; aminomethyltransferase activity.